Messenger RNA from Arachis duranensis, 1275 nucleotides. RefSeq names its product caffeoylshikimate esterase. Bases 206 to 1162 code for a protein of 318 amino acids. Gene Ontology annotation, cellular component: membrane. The record is from RefSeq and is a predicted model, not a curated record. Lineage: Eukaryota; Viridiplantae; Streptophyta; Magnoliopsida; Fabales; Fabaceae. Gene Ontology annotation, molecular function: lipase activity. The transcript is spliced from 8 exons.
UUGUUUCAUAUUUGUUUGAGAAUCUGUUUGUCUCUCCCCCUUAUAAAUAGACAUAAGUUACGCCAUCCUUAUUAUCUGAUUCAUUCCCUAUUUUUCAUGCACCAAUAUCUCUCUUUCUCUCUCUCUAAUCUAAACCCCUCACCCUCCCUUGUACUUCUCCAAUUCUCACAUAAUAUUUUAGGACCCCAAAACUCAAAAAUUCUCCAUGGCAGGCACUAGUGAUGAAGCAAAUAUCAUAUAUGAAGAGGAAUAUGUAUUGAAUUCUCGAGGAAUGAAGCUUUUUGCAAGCAGAUGGUUACCGGCGAAUGGGAAUCCAAAAGCGAUCAUCUUCAUGUGCCAUGGCUAUGCCAUGGAAUGCAGCAUCACUAUGAACAGCACAGGAAGAAAGCUUGCAAAUGCAGGAUAUGCAGUGUAUGGUGUGGAUUAUGAAGGGCAUGGAAAAUCAGAUGGGCGUCAGGGUCUUGUUCUUGAUUUCAAUUCUCUCAUCAAUGACUGCUGCCACUAUUUCACCACAAUUUCUGAAAAGAAAGAAAACAAAAAGAAGAUGAGGUUCUUGUUAGGGGAAUCCAUGGGAGGAGCAGUGGCCCUGCUUUUGCACUGGAAAAAACCAGAUUACUGGGAUGGUGCCAUUUUGGUUGCACCCAUGUGCAAGAUUGCAGAUGAUUUGAGACCAAACGCAAUGGUGGUGGGUGUCUUGAGUGCACUGAGCAGAGUGAUUCCAUCAUGGAGACUAAUCCCAACCCAAGAUAUCAUUGAUGUCGCCUUCAAGGAACCCCAAGUUAGACAACAGAUUAGAGCUAAUGAAUACUGCUACAAAGGGAAGCCUCGGUUGAGAACUGGCUGCGAACUUCUAAGAGUUAGUACAGAAAUAGAGCAAAGACUAAGCGAGGUAUCACUACCAUUUGUGGUGCUGCAUGGUGAGGAGGACCAAGUAACCGACAAGGCAGUUAGCAAGCAACUGUAUGAAGUGGCUUCGAGUACAGACAAGACAAUAAAACUGUACCCUGGAAUGUGGCACGGUCUCUUGUACGGAGAGCCACCGGAGAAUUUGAACAUUGUGUUUUCCGACAUCAUCGAUUGGUUAGACCACAAAUCUCAAUAUGGCAACACAAGGAUAGAGAGGGAGCUCAAACAACAACAUGAGGAUCAUCUAAAACCUUAAAUGUACAAACGCUUUAUUUAUUAGGAUUUAGGAUUCUCAAAACAAAACAUUACUGUUAGUAUAUACUGAAUUAAUUUAUAAUUUAUAAUGAACUUCUCUGGUUCAACUAUGUA